AUAAUCCCACCGAGAUUGAACCUCCCUUGGUGCCCCGCAUACUUGAUCUCGCUCAGCCAUAUCAGGAAUCUUUUUGACUGCCUCUGUUAAAACCUACCGGAUGCUCCACCAACUUGGAAUACGCUACACCCCAAUCGAAUAUUAUUUUUGUGUUCUCAGACAGCAAUCAUGGCAUUCUUGCGAGAUCCUGAGAGUAAUCCGAUGGUGCAGGCCAUCUUGUCAAGGCUACAGCAUGUCAAUGCCAAAGCCGUCGCUGUUGGCUUGCCGUUGGCCUUUUUCGGUCUUGCCAUCUCUUACUACUUCGUCGCACUACUUUACAGCCUCCUCUUCUCACCUCUGAGAAACAUUCCCGGUCCGUUUCUGGCCCGUGUCACACGUUGGUGGGAGUAUCGGGUGGUUAAGCAAGGCAACUCAAAUUUGGAAUUCAUCCGUUUACACAAAAAAUAUGGCCCAGUUGUACGAGUAGGACCAAACCGGUACAGUGUCAGUCGGCCCAAAGACGUCAAAAAGAUCUACGAAUUGGGAGGCAAGUACGUCAAGACAACCUACUACAGUCCGUUGCUCAGCCCGGUCGUCGACGAGCAAAAUAUAUUUGCCAUCCAAAACAAUGGCCUACACAAGGAGAGGCGAAGAAAGAUCUCGCCGAUGUACACUAUGUCAUCUAUGGUAUCAUAUGAGCCUGCUGUAGACGAGAUGACCCAUGUGUGCAUCCGUAAGCUACACGAGUUUGCCAAAGAAGGCUGUCUGGUUGACAUUCCUCAUUGGAUGCAAUACUACGCCUUUGAUGUUAUUGGCGCCAUUACCUUCAAUAAGAGUUUUAACAUGAUGGAGAACGAAGGAGAUACCACCGGAAUGAUCAAGGGUAUUCGAGAGGCCAAUGACUUUUUGGCAUUCUGGGGCAUCGUUCCCAACCUCGUCCCAUGGCUCAUUGGCAUCGCUACUGCGUUGGGUACCAAGUCGAACACCUCAACGCUUGUCAGCUAUGCCCUCAAGCAGAUCGACGAUACCCGGAAAGCAAACGCCAAAUCCACAGUCAAGGGUAACACCAAGUAUGACACAUUCUUGAAGAAGCUGCUAGAAGGGGAGGCUGAAGGUCGUCUUAAAACGCCCAAUCUUCUUGACGCAUGCGGCAGCAACAUCGGAGCCGGUUCUGAUACCACUGCCGUGACACUGAGUUCCGCUCUCUACUACCUCUUCCAGAACCCAGAUAAACUGAAAAAGCUGCGACAAGAGAUAGACCAGAAAGUAGCCGAAGGCAGUCUCUCCGACCCUAUUACCUUCCAGGAAGCACAAGACAUGACGUAUCUGCAAGCUGUCAUCAAGGAGACGCUGCGUGUCCACCCAGCCGUGGGAACGAUUUUACCUCGCAUCGUGCCUCGUGGUGGUAUGGAACUAUCGGGAAUUUACUUCCCUGAAGGAACUGAGGUCGGCGUUAACGCAUGGGUUUUGCAUUAUGACAAGGAAAUCUACGGCCCAGACCCUGAGGUCUUCCGGCCAGAGCGCUGGCUGGGUGACGAGAAGACGAGCAUUAUGGAUUCUAUGAUGUUUGCAUUUGGAGGUGGUGCCCGGACUUGCAUUGGCAGGAACAUCAGUCUGCUGGAGUUGACCAAGAUGGUGCCUCAAAUUGUCCGCAAGUUCGAUCUUGUUAUUGAGGAUGCGGACAAACCAUUGGACACUUACUGUGCAUGGUUCGUGUAUCCUCAUUACAACGGCCGAUUCAAGUUGCGAGACCAAGAGGCAGUGGCCUGAUACACUAUGCCUUGGCGCUCACCCAAUGGCUGUUAUUAUUCUUUCAUUCGACAGUAGUCUUAGGAGGAGCCGUCAUGUUUUCAAGAUUGUUCAUGUCAAAUAUAUUUGCUAAAGAACCGUGUUUACAUCACUCUUGUCCCAACGUCUCAUGCUCAUUGUCGAGGUAAGGCGCGCGGUGCAAGCAUCAGCUGUUAGGUCUAUUAACUUAAAAUAAUACUCUUAAAAAUAUACUUUAGGGAAUAUAUUAACUACUUAUAUAAU
Molecule: messenger RNA, 2010 nt
Organism: Fusarium redolens
Lineage: Eukaryota; Fungi; Ascomycota; Sordariomycetes; Hypocreales; Nectriaceae
Product: cytochrome P450
Exons: 5
Coding region: 169-1749 (526 amino acids)
Molecular function (GO): oxidoreductase activity, acting on paired donors, with incorporation or reduction of molecular oxygen; monooxygenase activity; iron ion binding
Source: RefSeq, a predicted model, not a curated record